Molecule: messenger RNA, 2944 nt
Organism: Pieris brassicae (large cabbage white)
Lineage: Eukaryota; Metazoa; Arthropoda; Insecta; Lepidoptera; Pieridae
Gene: sgl
Product: UDP-glucose 6-dehydrogenase
Exons: 2
Coding region: 241-1680 (479 amino acids)
Biological process (GO): glycosaminoglycan biosynthetic process
Cellular component (GO): cytosol; nucleus
Molecular function (GO): UDP-glucose 6-dehydrogenase activity; NAD binding
Source: RefSeq, a predicted model, not a curated record
UAGAAAAAUGACUUUUAUCGACCACUUGUCAGCUUAUCUGCCCAUCACUAGUAAACCAGUUUCAAAAUGUCAUUGACUUCGGUGGUAGGAGUUAGUCGUCUGCAAUUUCGUAAUGCAUUUAAAAUGAACUCGUAGCAAACACUCCGUUAUUCGCCUCGAGCUAUCGAACAAAUUUAGCACUACAUUAACAUUUAAAUAGUAUUAGAUUUGUUAUAUCGUCGCGAGAGUUAACACGUAAAAAUGGUGAUUGAAAAAAUUUGCUGCCUCGGCGCUGGCUACGUUGGAGGCCCAACUUGCAGUGUGAUUGCGUGGAAAUGUCCCGAUAUUAAAGUAACUGUAUGUGACAAAAGUAUUGAACGUAUUAACCAGUGGAAUUCUGACAAAUUACCGAUCUACGAGCCGGGUCUUGACGAAGUUGUAAAAGAGUGCAGAGGAAAGAACUUGUUCUUUUCUACUGAUAUUGCAAAUAGCAUCCAAGAGGCUGACUUGAUAUUUAUUUCUGUAAAUACUCCGACUAAAACCAUAGGCAAUGGCAAGGGUAGAGCCGCUGAUUUGAAGUAUAUUGAGGGCGCGGCUCGAAUGAUAGCCGAUUUAGCCACCAGUAACAAAAUUGUGGUUGAAAAGAGUACGGUACCAGUAAAGGCUGCUGAGAUUAUUAUGAAAAUACUUCGUGCUAACACAAAACCUGGGGUAGAGUAUCAAAUUCUGUCUAACCCAGAGUUUCUUGCAGAAGGCACUGCUAUUGUAGAUUUAGUUGAAUCUGAGAGGGUGCUAAUUGGUGGUGAAGACACUCCAGAAGGUCAGAAAGCUGUUCAGGCACUUUGUUGGGUGUAUGAACAUUGGAUCCCAGCCAAGAAUAUUCUUACUACAAACACAUGGAGCUCUGAGCUAUCAAAAUUAGCUGCUAAUGCAUUUUUAGCUCAAAGAAUAUCUAGUAUUAAUUCUCUAUCUGCUGUGUGUGAAGCUACUGGUGCUGAUGUAUCUGAAGUAGCAAGAGCAGUUGGCCGUGACUCAAGAAUCGGUCCAAAGUUCCUAGAAGCAUCUAUCGGCUUUGGUGGUAGUUGUUUCCAAAAAGAUAUACUUAACUUAAUAUACUUAUCAGAAUGCUUAAACCUGCCAGAAGUUGCUGCUUAUUGGCAGCAAGUUGUUAGCUUUAACGAUUACCAGAAAAACCGUUUUACAAGAAAAGUUAUUGAGUCACUUUUUAACACUGUCUCAGACAAGAAAAUUGCUAUUCUUGGCUUUUCAUUCAAGAAAAAUACAGGUGAUACAAGAGAAUCACCAGCUAUUUGUGUAUCAAAGACAUUGUUAGAUGAGGGAGCUAAACUACAUAUCUACGAUCCUAAGGUGGAAACUGACCAAAUAUACUAUGAGUUGACUCAUCCGCAAGUAACAAAUGAGCCAGAAGUUGCAAGGAAAAAUAUAGAGAUACACAGCUCUGCCUAUUCAGCCGUAACGGGUGCUCAUGCUAUCGUUCUAUGUACUGAAUGGGAUGAAUUCAAAGAAUUAGACUUCAAAAAAAUAUACAAUGUAAUGAUGAAGCCGGCCUACAUUUUUGAUGGACGGAAGAUCUUAGAUCAUGAGGCAUUAAUAAACAUUGGUUUCCAUGUGCAAACAAUUGGCAAGCGUUUGUCGAGAACAAGCAGUAUUAGAGCUCAAGGCAGUCAGACGUUACCUUAGACUUGUGAAAUCACGAAAACAUCUUCGUACUACUGAAAUAAGCAUUCACCAUUCAAGCUGAGACGUUAAGAUAUCUGUGGUUCAAUUUACGGUAAAACUUUGAUAGUCUGUGUGGAAAACGAACACAUUUUCCGGCUAUAUUAACUCAUAUUACAAAUUCAGUUCAGAAAUUAAUUAUAUUAUGGAACUUUCCAGUAGACAUGAAUAUGUCAAAAAUUAGACAAUUAAAGCAAUAAUUAAUAUAAGUGUAUCUCCUGACGCAAACGGGGAUCUUAUAUCUGUCGUAGGUUUUAAAUCAUUGGAUCGGUGAUACGUUUUUUUAGUUAUUAAGUUUACUAUACUUAAAUAUAUAUAUGUAACUUUGUGUCAAAUGUAUUAAAACAAAACGUCAUCGAAUACAUUUAUUAUUAAUUAUUAAUAAAAUGUAAUAAAAAUAAGUAUUAUUUUAACUUGACCGGCCUUUUUUUAUUUAUUUAAACAAAGAUUGGUCGAUGUAAGCUUUAGUUUAAGACGCUUAAAAGUAUUAAUUAAUUGGAAAAACAGUUCCGGGAAUAAACAUAUAAGUGCGAUUCAAAUUUGUGUCGUUACUAUAAACUCUUCAGUAGCUUAUAAGGUUUGGUUAUACAGCGGACGGGGCGGGACCAAACCACUAGUAAAUACCAAGAUAGGUGAUUCAAUAAAUACAGAGAAUCAGAGAAAAGUUUUUAUAAUCAUAACUAAUUAAUCAUGCUACAUGUCAAAGUCCGAAUUGACAUCUUAUUUGCAUUUGACUGAUACUUAAGAAAUGGCGCAUUUAAUAGGUUGACAAUUCCAUAAGCAUUUUUAUAUAUAAUCUUACAUUUUACUACGCACGACGAGAUAAAUUAAGAAAUCCACAUAAUAUUUGGUUCCUUCAAAUGCUGGUUGAGGAAUCUUCAUAUUUAUUUUUAUCCAUUUAACAUUACUUAAACAUUACUACAUUUUUUUACAUUAAAUAUGUAUAUUGACUGGUCGUAUCAAAGGACGCAUUAAAUUUUUUUUACAAACUUUUUUCACAUAUACGAAUGACAUUUAAAAAAAGUCAAUAUUCAACCUUGUAUAUCGAAUGCAUUUAUGUUAAUUAUGAUUUUACAGAUAAUUUUCUGAAUUACAUUUGUAUUUUAUUUGUCACGAAUAUAUAAAUGUCAUUUUACAGGUUGCAGAUGCAACAAUUUAGCUACAAUUAAGGUAUAAUCAAAUUACACAAAUAUUUUAAACUGUAUUUUAUUAAAAAUUAUUUACAAAA